AUGGAGUGUCAACUUUGUCAUAACUAUCAUAGCAAAUUUUGGUGUACAAUUUGUCUUCGUGAAAAAUUGAGAACGUAUAGUGUGGAGCUAAAGCAGAUCAAUCAAGUUAAACAGCAAAAAAUAGAACGAGCUAAUAAAUUUCUUUCGGGAUCUACGAGGAAAUUUCAAAUAAGUUUAGCUGAUAAACAUGCUAGUCUACAAAAAUUAAAUAACUUGGAAGUAGAAAUAAAUAAAAGAAAAGAAGAAAUAAUUAGAGAUCGUCAAGAAAUUGAUUUAAGGAAAAAAAAUUUACAAGCAAGAAAACAAGUAUUAUUAGAUUCUCGUGCUUAUUUCAAAAAGUUUAAAUCACAUCAAAAAAUUGUAAUAACAAAAGACAUUGAUAAUAUUAAAGAAAAAUGGCGCAAUGUGCAUCAAGUUUUAAUUCAAUCAAGAAAAGUUUUAAUUAGUGAAUUAGUCUCUAUAUUUGAUUUAAAAAAAUUAAAUGAUUAUGAAACAAAAUAUUACCAGAAUAAUGGAAUUUUGAGUGGCGGUAGUAUUAGUAAAUUAAUAUCUUCUCCAAAUGGAAAAGUUGAUGAUGAUUCUGAGUAUUCAAUUGCUGGAAGAAGUUUACCCAAAAAAUCCGAUUUUACAAGAUACCCAUUUGAAGAUAUUAAUACAGCGGUGGGUCAUGUAAUACAUUUGUUGGGUUUAAUAGCUCAUUAUCUUGGUGUAAAACUUCCAUUUACAUUAGUUAACAAAGGAUCAAAUUCAUACGCUGAAGGUUCAUUGAAUGAAAUAGCGGGAAGUAAAAGGCCACCACUUUUUUUAACAGCUGAAAAUUUAGAGAGUUUUACUGUAGGAAUGGCUAUGCUUAAUUACAAUGUUGCUUAUCUAUGUCAUACACAAGGUAUUGAAAUACCUUAUCAUAAAGUUCCUCAUACUUUACAUAACUUAUUUCAUUGUUGUAAUGCUCCUAAUCUUGGAAGGUAUGGGCAUCUUACGGCACUUAAUCGAAUACCUGAUCAAUCGUUUAACUUGGAUUUUCAAGAAGUUGUACGAGUAAUGUUGGCACGUAGAAAUAGCUCAGAUAAUAACAUUAUAGGAACUACUUUAAAUGAUUAUUUUGAAGGAGAUAAUGAAGAAGAUAAUGAAAAUGAGGAUGGUGAAACAUGGGUUCUUUGUGAUACUGUAUAA
Molecule: messenger RNA, 1173 nt
Organism: Rhizophagus irregularis DAOM 181602=DAOM 197198
Lineage: Eukaryota; Fungi; Glomeromycota; Glomeromycetes; Glomerales; Glomeraceae
Source: RefSeq, a predicted model, not a curated record